Messenger RNA from Periconia digitata, 915 nucleotides. NCBI's taxonomy places the organism in Eukaryota, Fungi, Ascomycota, Dothideomycetes, Pleosporales, Periconiaceae. The record is from the annotation of a GenBank genome assembly.
AUGUCUUCUACUCAUUCUCAAUCGCACGUCAAAAAGAUCGAAGAUUAUAGGGCGGGUUAUCCUCGUUAUACAGCCCUUCUCUCCGCUCACGUCCCAUUCUUCUUGUGUCGGCGCUUCAAUCGAAUUCGCGCUCGAGUACUCCUUUUGAAGCAAAACAAACUAUCUGAGCUUGAAGAACAAUUAGACCAGAUUGAUCGGGAUGAGCGCCGUCUUCUUUUACUAGGAAGCAACCGAUUGGAUACGAAUGCGGAUCGACUGUCGACUUUAGCAGAGAUUGACUCCAGCUUAGCGGAUUAUGGUACGUUGAAGUGCAAUAUAAGUUCGAUAUGCCAGAUCUUUGCUAAAAUAUGGAGGAUUCCAGAUGAGUUUGUUGAUAGAAGUCACCGCAUGUUGAGCCUAGACGUUGCUGAAGCACGCGAUAUCGAGAGCUUACAGAACUGGUUGAAUGGCACCGGAUGUAUUACGCGAGAAGAAACCGCAUAUCUUUCACAAUCACGUGAACUAGUACGCUUGGCUCCAUCCAAAGAUUUCGCCCUAUCGAGACUGGAGAUUUGGGUUGAAGAUGCGCUCAUUCGUUUUUACAGCAAGUUCCGCAAGAGCCCCCAAUUUGAUCUCUCGGUCGACCCAAACGUGUACUUGUAUUCGGGCUCACUGAUCAAACAAGUGGCUCGAGCGCUAUUGUUGUGCUUGAUCACGUUUCUUCUAUUGAUGCCUGUUGUCAUUUGCAACAUCACAGGCUCUACAUCGGUCCGAAUAUUUGUCAUCAUGAUAUCCACGAUUUUAUAUCUAUCUAUCCUUUUCAGUCUGACUAAAUCAAGGACAAUGGAGUUGGUUCUUGCCGGAGCUACAUACGCGACUGUUCUCAUUGUUUUUGUCUCUGGUCAGGAUGAUCAACCGCUUUUAAAGGCGGCGUAA